This is a messenger RNA of Encephalitozoon cuniculi GB-M1, 1206 nucleotides long. Its product is annotated as acyl-CoA cholesterol acyltransferase. NCBI's taxonomy places the organism in Eukaryota, Fungi, Microsporidia, Unikaryonidae. Gene Ontology annotation, molecular function: diacylglycerol O-acyltransferase activity. The record is from RefSeq and is marked provisional. Bases 1 to 1206 code for a protein of 401 amino acids. The transcript has a single exon. Gene Ontology annotation, cellular component: endoplasmic reticulum membrane. Gene Ontology annotation, biological process: triglyceride biosynthetic process.
AUGAGGAACAAUCCCUCUGCAUCACCAAGAAAUGCUUCUUCCCACUCGCUGUCUGUGCACACCACGGGAAGAAUUCAUAGAGGCAAAAGUAAAAUAUACGGGCUGAAAAACUUGGCCGUAAUAAUUGCAUUUUUGAGCGUGGGAAGAUUCAUAAUAGACAACAAUAGGGAGUUUGGGUUUCUUAUGUCAUUGCCUCUCCAAACACUUUCUCUGACGGAAUGCUCGUGUUUUCUUCUGACGAUUUUCAUGAGCUUUGUGCGCUCACUCCUUGGGUUCUAUAUAGAGGCGAGAGAGCUUGGAACUUUGCACAUAUGUCUGAAUCUAGGUAUCUUCGAGGUACUCGUUGCAUACUUGAAUCUAAAAUAUAUACGGCACAUCUACUUCUCAGGAUGGUCGAUGAUACUUGACGUUGUUUACAUAGCCAAGCUGAUAUCAUUCCAUCUUGUUGUUUGGGAGCUCAGAAGAGAUAAAAAGGCCAAUACAGCAGGGAUGUUGAGAGUCAGGCACUUUCUGUACUUCCUGGUUGUCCCUACGCUCUGCUUCCAACUAGACUUCCCUAUGAAAGCCAGGAGAAGCACCAGAGACAUCCUCUUGAAGACUGCACAGCUUCUACUGGGCUUUCUUCUCUUCGUCCUUGUUAUGGACCAGUAUGCAAUUCCCAGCAUAUACCGAAUAGUUGACUUCGAAGACGUAACAAUAGUGAUCGAAAACAUAAUCAAUCUUUCGAUAAGCACUAUAAUCCUGUUUCUGAUAUUCUUCUACACAGUGUUCUACUGUUUUCUGGAUGCAGUUGCUGACAUAACGUUGUUCUAUGACUCAUGCUUCUACCAGGAGUGGUGGAAUGCAUCUUCUGCAAAGGAGUUCUGGGCUCUAUGGAACAGGCCCGUGUACCUUUGGUUCAAAAGGCACGUCUAUACGCCCAUGAUCAGCAGAGGAGUGUCCAAGGAAAAGGCAGGGCUGGUCAUAUUCACGAUAUCCGGGUUGGUCCAUGAGUAUGUCGCUUCCAUCUCGAUAAAGAAGGCUACUGGGUGGUUUCUGAUAACAAUGCUUCUUCAAGUUCCUCUUAUCCAUGUCACAGAGUCAUUUAAAAAGAGAUUUCCGAGUUUGGGAAACUUCUUUUUUUGGGGAGCAUUUUGUGUCAUCGGGCAACCCUCUGUGAUGCUUUUGUACUACAGAUCUCUGUAUCUAAAGGAAUGCCACACUUAG